UCGAAAUAACUAUAAAAACCCCUUCGCCCUUGAUAUCAUUCUUUUAUAAUCUUUAUUUCUCUUUUAUAAAUAAUUAAUCACAAUGGGUGGCGUUAUGAAUUUUAUCCGACAAGCUAAAAACAAGCCUGAAAUCUUCCCUCUUGUUGGUAUCCUUGGUUUUGCUGUAAGUGGUGCCAUUUUUAUGUCUGUCCAUCAAGCCCGUGCCCCUGAUGUGGUUUGGAAUCAUAAAGAUAAUAAAUACCCAUGGCAAGAAAUCCGUGAUGGUGAACAAGUCAAAUUAACAACUAUCAAUCAAAAAUAUGAUAGCCGAUGGAAUCGUAGUCACUGGUAACUCUGAUCUUCACUUCUUUCAUGGAACUUAUUUCAUUAUCUUGUGUACAUAUAUGUCUUUUUUUUUAUAUCAUUAAAUAUUGCUUUCUCAUAUGCAUUUUGUUCAAUUAAUAAACCUAUAAAUUAUAAUUCAAUUAAUAAACCUAUAAUCAUUUCUUAUAAAAUGAUCUCUCUCAAGGUUAGUUUGAUAUGUGGGAUAGUAGAUUCAAGUUAAAGUGAAUUAGAGUAGUAGUUAUGGUUUUGAUGGUGAGAUAGGUGAUGGAUGAUGUAUAUGACGAACGGUUAAUUCACUCAUUAUGCUACUUGUCACGACAUUUUAAAAGAGUGAUAUUGAAACGCCGGUUUACCCAAAAAAUCGCCAGGAUAGAAUUUUUCUUUUUUUUCACUAUUUCUUUUUUUUUUUCAUCUCCCUCACAUUCCUUUCCUUCUUCAUUCACAUGACAUCAAAA
Messenger RNA from Halteromyces radiatus, 779 nucleotides. Its product is annotated as NADH-ubiquinone reductase complex 1 MLRQ subunit-domain-containing protein. The transcript has a single exon. NCBI's taxonomy places the organism in Eukaryota, Fungi, Mucoromycota, Mucoromycetes, Mucorales, Cunninghamellaceae. Bases 83 to 331 code for a protein of 82 amino acids. The record is from RefSeq and is a predicted model, not a curated record.